Messenger RNA from Prorocentrum cordatum, 673 nucleotides. The record is from the annotation of a GenBank genome assembly. Lineage: Eukaryota; Dinophyceae; Prorocentrales; Prorocentraceae.
CGGCGAGCUGCCGGAACAGCGCGGCCACGCGGGGGACCCCGGCCUCGCGGCCCUGCCGAACAUCCGGCCCGUGGCCGGCGGCGAGCACGCGGCCUCGUGGAUCAAGGAGAACCUCGACGCCUACUUCCGCAGGCGCGAGGGCCUCGAGUACCGCUCCAGGGCGGCCUGGGCCCUGAGGGAGAUGGACGACAAGUUCUCCUUCCUGAGGCCAGACACGGUGGUCGUGGACCUCGGGUGCUUCUCGGGAGGCUGGUCGCAGGUGUGCGUCGAGAGGACGCUGCCGUCCAGCAGUUCCUCCAUGGUCAUCGGGGUGGACAAGGUCCGCAUGGACCCCCUCGACGGGCACACGUUCAUCCAGGGCGACGUCGCGGCGGAGGACACGCUGCAGGCGCUGCAGGCGGCACUGGGGGACCGGCGCGCGGACGUCGUCCUCUCGGACCUGGCGCCCGCGCUGGUGGGGCUCAAGUACGAGGACCACAUGGCCAGCAUGCAGUGCUGCCUGUAUGCGGCCAGGAUCAUGGAGAAGGUCUUGCGGCUCGGGGGCUGGUUCAUCGUCCACGGUGCCCAGAGCAGGGGCACUGGCGCACGUACCUGGACUCCCGCUUCGACACCGUCCGCUCGCUGAAGCCGCCGGCCUCCAGGCGGAACCACCGGGAGAUGUACUGCGCCUGCC